This is a messenger RNA of Helianthus annuus (common sunflower), 1949 nucleotides long. RefSeq names its product linamarin synthase 2-like. The transcript is spliced from 2 exons. Lineage: Eukaryota; Viridiplantae; Streptophyta; Magnoliopsida; Asterales; Asteraceae. The record is from RefSeq and is a predicted model, not a curated record. The coding region runs from base 307 to 1779 and encodes 490 amino acids. Gene Ontology annotation, molecular function: UDP-glycosyltransferase activity.
GCGAGAACCGCGAGAACCAGUGUGAACACAUGGAAAAAUUGUAAAUAUAUUGAAUUAACAUAAAACACACGGUGUCAUAAUUGUAAAUAUAUGGAUCUGUAACAUAAACACGCGUGUCCCCUGUUUUAGGGUUUCUUCAUUACAUUUGUUCCCAAUCCACAAUCUGCAUCAUCAUCAUCUACACUUUGAUUGAGGUUCAUGGCGGCUUACCGGCGGCACACAUGAGUUUACAGUGGUUCUCGCGACAUUAGACAACAGUGUAUCCCACAAAUUUCAUUGCUGGGGCAUUCGGGAUUAUUGCUACAUAUGGCGUCCUCUGAUUCAUCCCGUGUUGAAAUAUCUCGUGUUGAACCUACCGCAUCCGAUGAUACUAACUCACCAAUCUCUGAAUAUCAUCCUCAUACAUCUGAUACUACCUAUCUUGGUGGUCCAUCUGCUGCCAAACCCGUAUAUGCUGUCAAUCCAAUUGAAAUAUCUCGUGUUGAACCUACCGCAUCCGAUGAUACUAACCCACCAAUCUCUGAAUAUCAUCCUCAUACAUCUGAUACUACCUAUCUUGGUGGUCCAUCUGCUGCCAAACCCGUAUAUGCUGUCAAUCCAAUUGAAAGUUGCAAAAUUGUGUACACAACAGUUGAUAGUCGACAUUCCCUUCAUGGAUUUGAAAUACCUACUCUUGAUUCCAUGUCAAUACCAGUUAAUGUUACGGUAUCAUCUGGUAAUGCAUCUGGGAAUGUCAAUAUACCUGACCAAUCGUUGUCGAUUGACACUACUUCGACUGGUACAGCACCCAAAAAUACAGAACCACCUCAAUUGCAGUUCAUUCGGUUUGAGAAUAAAGAUGAUAACUAUCUAACGGAUGGCACAUUAGAAAAAUCAAUAGACUGGAUUCCAGCAAUGAGCAAUCUUCGUUAUAAAGAUAUUCCAAGCUUCAUUAGAACAACAGAUCCAAACGAUAUCAUGUUUAAUAUUGCAAUGGAUGAAGCUGAAAAUAACUUGAGUUCACCUGCAAUCAUCAUGAACACGUUUGAUGCAUUGGAACACAAAGUAAUAGAAGCGAUCGCUUCAAAAUUCGAUUAUCCGAACAUAUAUACAAUAGGCCCUCUUCCUUUACUAGCCAGAUAUGUACCGGACGACAGUCCGGUACAAUCACUCAACUCGAGUCUAUGGAUGUCAGACUCGAGUUGCUUAAAAUGGCUAGACCAGAAGGAAGAAGGGAGUGUAAUCUAUGUUAAUUAUGGUAGCAUAACUACCAUGACUGAUCAACACUUUGUCGAAUUCGCGUGGGGCUUGGCACGCAGUAUGCAACCGUUUUUAUGGGUGGUUCGCCCCGAUGUGACCAUGGGGAAUUCAGCAGUGUUACCCGGAGAACUCUUGGAAGAGAUCAAGGAUAGAGGAAUGUUGGUGAGUUGGUGUGCUCAAGAAAAGGUUUUGGCCCACCGUUCGGUUGGUGCGUUUUUAUCGCACUGCGGAUGGAACUCGACAACUGAAAGCAUACUCGAAGGUGUCCCGUUGAUCUGUUGGCCGUUCUUUUCGGAUCAACUAACAAAUUGUCGAUUCGCUUGCACCGAAUGGGGGAUUGGGAUGGAAAUUAAUCAUGAUGUGAAAAGAAAUGAAGUGGAAGUUGUUGUUAGGGAGAUGAUGCAAGGGGAGAAAGGGAAGGAAAUGAGAAUAAAUGCUAGAGAAUGGAAAAGAAAAGCAAAAGAAGCUACUGAAAUUGGUGGUUUAUCAUAUAAUAAUUUCCAGAGAUUUAUCAAAGAGGCCCUUCAUUACCAUACUUGAUUCUUGAAGAAUAAAGAUUUGAUUAAAACUUAUGUAUUUCAUUUAUGUAUGGUUUUUCUAUAUUUGAAUUAUUAUUCAAUCCACACAUACUUCAAGGAAACAAUUAGUGGCUUUAUGUACAGAGGUUUAGAGGAUGAGCCGAAUGAUGCAUGUUUCAAAGUUGUCAUUCA